AUGCGCGAAAAAUUUCAAAACCGUGUUGAAGCCGGUAGUGUUUUGGCUGGUGAGGUAGCAAGAAAAUAUAAAAAUGUUAACGACGAUGUUAUCGUUUUGGCAUUACCAAGGUGGCGUACCGGUGGGCUUCCAGAUUGCUCAACAAAUCAGGGCUCCAUUGGAUGUCUUCUUGGUCAGGAAAAUCGGUGUGGAGGGGUAUGUGGAAAACCAUUUGGCUAUGGAAGGAAAGGAUAUUGCACUCAACUCUUGUCUCGAUCUUUUUCGGUGGCCGCAAAAUGGCUGCCAUCCUAUAGUUAUGAGGAAUUAGCCAUGGGUGCCAUUACCGAAACCUCCAGAAUCUUUAAUGAAGAUAUCAUCUCAAUGCUUCAUAUUGACCAAAAAUCAAUUGACCGCGUCAUUCAACGUGAGGUACGUCGUCAGCUCCCUCUUUUUGAUAAUUUUUGGCCAACUGAGACAAUGCUCGCAAAUAGACGACCGAACUGCGAAGACGUAAUCAAAAAUACAGGAAGGGAAAGCCGGCUCCCGAUGUUACCAACAAGAUCGUGGUUCUCGUCGAUGGCAAACGGGAUCGCCACGGGUGCGACGAUGAGGGCCGCCUAUACGUCUUUGAAAAAACUUAAUCCCGCAAAGAUUAUAGUCGCGGUGCCAGUCGCCGCUCCGGAAACUCUGAAGAAGAUGGGAAAAGAGGUGGACGACAUAAUUUGUCCAUUGGUACCUCGUAGCUUAUCAGGAAUUGGACAAUGGUAUCACGAUUUUUCUCAGACUGAAGACGAUGAAGUCUUGGCCUUGCUAGCCAGGGCCGAGGAGAUCUGUCCCGUCCCCACCAUCUCCGCCGAGGAUACCGAAAAAUAUCAAAGUGAAACUAUCUUGGAAUAG
This is a messenger RNA of Acaulospora morrowiae, 876 nucleotides long. The record is from the annotation of a GenBank genome assembly. NCBI's taxonomy places the organism in Eukaryota, Fungi, Glomeromycota, Glomeromycetes, Diversisporales, Acaulosporaceae.